Molecule: messenger RNA, 1611 nt
Organism: Gossypium raimondii (Peruvian cotton)
Lineage: Eukaryota; Viridiplantae; Streptophyta; Magnoliopsida; Malvales; Malvaceae
Exons: 8
Coding region: 704-1384 (226 amino acids)
Biological process (GO): regulation of DNA-templated transcription
Cellular component (GO): histone deacetylase complex
Molecular function (GO): protein binding; transcription coregulator activity
Source: RefSeq, a predicted model, not a curated record
UUGGGUUUUAGCCUCUUUUUUUUUUGGGUAUUGAAUUUGAGCAGAAACUUAAAGUGACAAAGACUGCUCUUUUAAUGCCAAAAUUUUGACCUUUUUCAACUUUAUCUCUCAACUAGUUUCCUGGAAAAUGCAGCUGUUUUAUCUCUCUCUGUCUUAUUCUUUAAAACCAAUGGGAUUUUUUUUCCUAGUAUCAGUGUAUAGCCAUUAUUGAUUUCUUGUUUUAGAGCUAAAUUCCUCAUGCAUACCUUAUAUAGUUAAAUGGGUUUUCUUCCCUGUAAACACCUUCUUUUUUAUUAAGCUUUUAUUUGAGAUUCCUUAUCUUUCCUUUUACUGUUAAAUUCUCUCAGCAACCAAACAUGAUUUAUUUUCUUCCUUGGCUUUUUGAUAUGGUGAUAUAAGCAUGACUUAAAAAAAGGUUUAAUGAUGAAUUAGCAUCGUCUUCUUCCUUUUUCAUUUAUUGAAAUCAAUCCAAAUCCGUGAAUCAGUCAUUGGAUUCUCCAUAGCCAAAAAAACUUCGCAUUCAACUCAUCCCUCAAGCUAUUCGUGGUCAUAAACUAAAGCUCAGAAUCUUCAAUUCAACUACAAAAUCCCAAAUAAAUGUGAUGAGUUGUUGAUUAUCAAAGUCAACUUUUCUUUGCAGAUUCUGGGAAUUUGGAUUCAGGGAGGACUAAGGUAGCUCAGUUUUGACAAUUGAACUUAGGGGAUGAAAAUGUUGCAGCAUGAGCUGUGUUCUUCUCGGAUUCUGUCGCCGUUCCGGGAUGAAAUCGUCGGCGACGAAGAGCUUUCGGUUCUUCCAAGACACACCAAAGUUAUUGUCACCGGGAACAAUAGAACAAAGUCUGUAUUGGUCGGUUUGCAAGGCGUCGUCAAGAAGGCGGUCGGCCUCGGUGGUUGGCAUUGGCUGGUUUUGAAGAAUGGGGUUGAAGUUAAGUUGCAAAGGAAUGCAUUGAGUGUGCUGGAACACCCUACGGGGAACGAAGUAGAUGAUGAUCAUGAUUUCGAUAACUCAAGCAGUGGCUCGGACAUUGCUAGUAGCAUUGAGUUCCAAAGGCCUGCAAAACCGAGAGUUCGACAUCUGAAACCAUGGGUUCCAUCUGCAUCCAUGAAAGCAACUAAUCGUAGUGGUUACAGAGAUGUUCAAUCCAUUAUUCGUGCACCCCAAUUGGUAAAUUUGGCAAGACUCGACAAUGACUCCUUGAGAAGAUAUUGCAGGCAUUUCAAACUUGGAAACAUCAAUGCUUAUUCACCAAGGGAAUUAAUGCUUAACACUGUGCAGCAGCAUUUUGUAUCACAGCCACCGCUGAAUGACAUACAGGUGAUCUCGGAAUUCAUCACUUCUGCUAAGAGAUUGAAAACCGACGACUCACAGAGUGAGCAACUCUGAAUUUACUUCAACAUUGUAGUUGAAACAUAUUUUAGUUCUAAUUCUAACCUUAGAUUAGAUCCAACUAAAAGACUAAUAGGGACGAGUUAUCGAUCGACCAGCUGGAUUUUGUCCCCGGAUUCUAACCUUGUAAUAUAGGGCUUGUACCCUUUGUGCGUAUUCUAGGAUAUCUACUAUUCCAACAGUGCACAUAUAUAUACAUAUUAUUGCUGCUGAAUUCUUUGAUA